UUCACAACUAACAAUGCACUCUUCACUAUUCAGCCUCAUUCUAAUCUUCACCUUCUUCAUUUUCACCUCCUCCAGUACUGCCACUGCCACUGCCACUGCUACUAAUAUCCAUCGCCAUCGUCGGCUUCUCCACCAAUCACUUUUACCCUUUCAUCGUCCUCUCGCGCCAACUUCAAUUCCAUCCAUUAACACUAAACCUCCAUUUCCUUCUCCUCAGUUUGUUCAUCCAUUUUUCACGCUUUUUCCUCCUCCUCCUCCAAUAACCUCCAAAGAUCUUGCCACUUUCCCUGCUAACAUUUCCCUCAUUCUACCACACACGUCGCAUUCCUCUAAAAGUUCCAUCACCAGCAAAUUCAUUGCCAUCCUCGUCUCUGUCUCCGUCCUCUCUGUUGCAUUCGUCACUGCUCUUGUCCUCUUCUUCUUCCUUCAUCGCUAUCCCCACCGCGAAGACAAAAGCUACGAUCACGAGAGAAGUGAUAGUCGUCGCCUCGUUUCACCUAAUGCAACCCCCUCUCAUGCAGAAUUUGGCAGUGCACAUUAUCUUUACACACUUGAGAAUUCUAGAAAAGUCAAUGAAGAUGGUGCUCAAUCUUCCACAGCAACAAAUGACUGUGUUACACUAUACUUUCAAACGUUUAGGUCACCAGAACUCCGCCCUCUCCCUCCAUUGCCACGUCAAAAUUUCAAACAAAAUCAUAAAAAUGCUGAUUCAGUAGGAUCACCUGAAGAUGACGAAGAGCAAGAAUUCUUCUCCCCCGGAGGAUCCUCUGGGGAUAUAGGUAGUUCCAAUUUCUUAGAAAAAAGUCCCUAUGCACAUUUUGAAGGUUAUUUCCAUAACCUGAAUGCAUACCCGAAUUCUAAUUCUUCAAAUGAUUCAUUAUCCAAAAGUCCUUCUGGAAAAUUAAAUUUAAGGUUUAUUCUUCCACCAGUGGAACAAGGAUCAUUGUCAUCAUCUUCGCUAUCUUCUAGCACUACUCGAAACUCUCCUCCUCGAGUUUAAAAUUUCUCCGUUCAAAUUCCAGAGUCUUCCA
Molecule: messenger RNA, 1031 nt
Organism: Nicotiana tabacum (common tobacco)
Lineage: Eukaryota; Viridiplantae; Streptophyta; Magnoliopsida; Solanales; Solanaceae
Source: RefSeq, a predicted model, not a curated record